AUGUCCUCGUCGAAAGAGACGGAAGUCAUACUUGCGCGUCCAACUAGAGUAAAGAAUAAAUCGUCUGCAUCCAAUCAAAUCACAGCGGAGCAGAUUCUUCGUGAGUCUCGGGAGCGUCAAGAGGCGGAGAUCCGUCCACCGAAGCAGAAGAUAACCGAUGCGACGGAGCUUGGCGAGUCCCGCUUGCGGAAGCGUAAAGAGUUUGAGGACUCGAUUCGGCGAUUUCCACGGAGCAAUGGCGAGUGGAUCAAGUACGCCCAGUGGGAAGAGUCACAGGGUGACUUCAAACGCGCUCGCUCCGUUUGGGAAAGAGCACUGGAAGUUGACCCCAAGAAUUGCAUCCUGUGGCUCAAGUAUGCGGAGGUAGAGGCGAAGAACAAGUUCCUAAACCAUGCUAGGAACGUUUGGAAUCGCGCGGUUACUCUUUUGCCGAGGGUUGAUCAGUUAUGGUAUAAAUAUAUUCACAUGGAGGAGAUGCUCGGCAAUGUCGCCGGAGCGAGGCAGGUUUUCCAGAGGUGGAUGAAAUGGAUGCCUGACCAGCAGGGAUGGCUCUCUUUCAUCAAAUUUGAGAUGAGGUACAAUGAAAUUGAGCGAGCUCGAGGGAUAUUCGAGCUUUUUGUUCAGUGUCACCCGAAGGUUGGGGUUUGGAUUCACUAUGCCAAGUUUGAAAUUAAGAAUGGGGAGGUUGCUAAGGCAAGGCAUGUUUAUGAGAGAGCGGUGGAGAAGCUUGCGGAUGAUGAGGAAGCAGACCAGCUGUUUGCUGCAUUUUCUGAGUUUGAGGAAAGAUGUAAGGAGACAGAAAGAUCAAGAUAUAUAUAUAAAUUUGCAGUUGAUCAUAUUCCCAAGGAAAGGGUAGAAGAUUUGAAUCGAAAGUUUGUGGCCUUUGAAAAGCAGUAUGGGGACAGGGAAGGGAUCGAGGAUGCUAUUGUUGGGAAGAGAAGGUUUCAGUAUGAGGAUGAAGUGAGAAAAAAUCCUUUAAAUUACGAUUCGUGGUUUGACUAUAUUAGAUUGGAAGAAAGUGUGGGGAGCAAAGAAAGAAUCAGGGAGGUUUAUGAGAGAGCUAUAGCCAAUGUUCCUCCAGCUGAGGAGAAGCGCUACUGGCAGCGCUAUAUCUAUUUGUGGAUUAAGUAUGCACUCUACGAAGAGCUUGAUGCUGGUGAUGUGGAGCGAACAAGAUAUGUUUACAGUGAGUGUCUCAACCAGAUACCUCACUGUAAGUUCUCUUUUGCGAAGAUAUGGCUUCUGGCAGCCCAGUUUGAAAUUCGUCAGCUGAAUCUUAAGGGUGCUCGUCAAAUAUUAGGAAAUGCCAUUGGAAAGGCUCCUAAAGAUAAGAUUUUUAGGAAGUAUAUAGAGAUGGAACUGCAGCUUGGUAAUAUAGAUCGAUGUAGAAAAUUGUAUGAAAAGUAUCUGGAGUGGUCGCCUGAAAAUUGCUAUGCUUGGAGCGAGUAUGCAGAAUUGGAGAGAUCUUUAUCUGAGACUGAUCGAGCUCGAGCAAUUCUUGAGCUUGCAAUCGCCCAACCAGCAUUGGACAUGCCUGAGCUGUUGUGGAAGGUACACACAAAAUUUAUUUCUUGUGUGAGUCAAUGCGUGACAUACUCGCAUUUAACUGUGUGAUUCAUUCUUUAUGAAGUGCAGGAAUUUACUUGAAUUUUAGGGUUGUUGAUGGAAAGGGAAAUUAUGGAAAUAGGUCGGGUAGCUUUUUACUUCUAUAUCAGAGCAAAAUUUAAGCAAGCAAACUGUAGCAUCAUGCUGUAACCUUAGUAUAUUAAUUCUAAAUAAUUUUUAAUCCUAAAAAUAGUGAAUUGGACAGGCUGUUUCAUCAUUGACAUGUCAUUUAUACUGUGCUUCUGAGAUGGUUAGUCUUGGCUUCUGAGAUGGUCAGACAGGCUGUUUCAUCAUUGACAUGUCAUUAUAUAAACAGUGCUUCUGACAUGCUAUAAGCCUUGGCUUCAGAGAGGAGCAUGAGUAAUUCCAACACUUUAUGUAAUUCAAUGUUACUGUAUACUAGCUAAAAUUUGAAGAAUGUAAUGUCUCUUCUUUUGUAACCUGGUGAAUACUUAAGAGCUAUACAUUUAUGUGAAAAGAAUUGUCAAUAGGUAAGGCUGCCUUUUUUUAAUUUUGAGGCGGAUUGUGAACCCUACUUAUGCAAGAUGGUUGGUCAUCAUGUAUGGCUGAAUGGAGAAU
Gastrolobium bilobum is the source of this 2184-nucleotide messenger RNA. RefSeq lists its product as uncharacterized. Gene Ontology annotation, cellular component: precatalytic spliceosome; Prp19 complex; post-mRNA release spliceosomal complex. NCBI's taxonomy places the organism in Eukaryota, Viridiplantae, Streptophyta, Magnoliopsida, Fabales, Fabaceae. The record is from RefSeq and is a predicted model, not a curated record. Gene Ontology annotation, molecular function: protein binding. Gene Ontology annotation, biological process: mRNA splicing, via spliceosome; spliceosomal complex assembly.